Molecule: messenger RNA, 1512 nt
Organism: Miscanthus lutarioriparius
Lineage: Eukaryota; Viridiplantae; Streptophyta; Magnoliopsida; Poales; Poaceae
Source: the annotation of a GenBank genome assembly
AUGGUCUCCAACUCCGUGAAGCUGACAGCCGACCAGCUCGUGAUGCAGAGGAGCGAGCAGCUCCGGGAGCUGUACGAGGCCCUCUUGUCCGGCGAGUGUGACCGCCGCGCGGCGCGGCCGGUCGGCUCGCUGUCGCCGGAGGACCUUGGGGACACCGAGUUGUACUACCUGGUCUGCAUGACCUACGCCUUCCGGCCAGGCCAAGGGUUGCCCGGCAGGAGUUUCGCGAGCAACGAGCAUGUCUGGCUGUGCAACGCGCACCUCGCCAGCAGCAAAGUCUUCCUCCGCGCGAUCCUGGCCAAGAGCGCGUUCAUUCAGUCAAUCGUCUGCAUCCCGGUUAUGGGUGGCGUGCUUGAGCUGGGUACAACUGAUACGGUGCCGGAGGACCCGGACUUGGUCAGCCGAGCAACCGCAGCUUUCUUGGAGCCGCAAUGUCCGACAUACUUGGAAGAGCCGAGCUCCAACCCGUCAGCAAACGAAGCCGGCGAGGCCGCAGACAUUGUUGUGUUCGAGGACCUCGGUCACAAUGCCAUGGAGACGAUGACUGCCGCCGGGGGACACGGACAGGAGCUAGGAGAAGCCGAGAGCCUGUUCAAUGCAAGCCUGGAGCACAUCACGAAGGAGAUCGACGACUUCUACAGCCUCUGGGAGGAAAUGGACGUCGUCCCCGAAGCCACCGCCGUCCCGGGGGCUACUACUAACAACGCUGCCGACACCUCAUCAAGCGCACCAGUUGACGGCUCUCGCGCGACCAGUUUCAUGGCUUGGACGAGAUCACAGUCGUGCUCCGAUGAAGUGGCGGUGCCGGUCAUCCAAGAGCCGCAGAAAUUGCUGAAGAAAGUGGUGGCCGGCGGCGGAGCUUGGGCGAACUGUGGUGGCGGGGGCACGACGGGAACAGCACAGGAAAUAAGUGGCAUCAAGAAUCAUGUCAUGUCACAGCGAAAGAGCCGAGAGAAGCUCAACGAGAUGUUCCUCGUUCUCAAGUCAUUGGUUCCGUCCAUUCACAAGGUGGACAAAGCGUCGAUCCUCGCCAAAACGAUAGCCUACCUCAAGGAGCUUCAGCGAAGGGUAGAAGAGCUGGAAUCCAGUAGGGAACUUCUGUCGCGCCCAUCCGAAACAACAGAAAGGCCUACAACUACAAGGCCCCGUGGCAUUGGCAAUGAGAGUGUCAGGAAGAAAGUCUCUGCUGGCUCCAAGAGGAAGAGCCCAGAGUUCGGCGGUGACGUGGAGAAGGAGCACCCCUGGGUCCUCCCCAAGGACGGCACCAGCAACGUCACCGUCACCGUCUCGGACAGGGACGUGCUCCUGGAGGUGCAAUGCUGGUGGGAGGAGCUCCUGAUGACACGGGUGUUCAACGCCAUCAAGAGCCUCCAUUUGGACGUUCACUCGGUUCAGGCUUCGGCACCAGAUGGCUUUAUGGGCCUCAAGAUACGAGCUCAGUUUGCUGGCUCCGGUGCCGUCGUGCCCUGGAUGAUCAGCGAGGCUCUUCUUAAAGCUAUAGGGAAGCGAUAA